Pediculus humanus corporis (human body louse) is the source of this 201-nucleotide messenger RNA. RefSeq lists its product as uncharacterized. The transcript is spliced from 3 exons. The record is from RefSeq and is a predicted model, not a curated record. Bases 1 to 201 code for a protein of 66 amino acids. NCBI's taxonomy places the organism in Eukaryota, Metazoa, Arthropoda, Insecta, Psocodea, Pediculidae.
AUGUCUGCCAGACGAUUGCAAGAACAAGAAGGAUCAAUUAAAUGGAAGAGAGAAGUCAAUGAAACGAGCACAGGAGGGAGAGGGGAGGGGAGAAGAUCGAAGCGGGAAGAAUGCGGUAAAACGAAAUUUCUAUCGAAACGGCCUUGGCAUUCCAGUGAAAUCGGCAAAAAUUCAACAACAACAACAACUGGCGGAUGUUAG